Lipotes vexillifer (Yangtze River dolphin) is the source of this 3214-nucleotide messenger RNA. It is a transcript of the gene RET, whose product is annotated as ret proto-oncogene. The transcript is spliced from 18 exons. Gene Ontology annotation, molecular function: transmembrane receptor protein tyrosine kinase activity; ATP binding; calcium ion binding. The record is from RefSeq and is a predicted model, not a curated record. NCBI's taxonomy places the organism in Eukaryota, Metazoa, Chordata, Mammalia, Artiodactyla, Lipotidae. Gene Ontology annotation, cellular component: signaling receptor complex; plasma membrane. Gene Ontology annotation, biological process: protein phosphorylation; positive regulation of kinase activity; homophilic cell-cell adhesion. Bases 43 to 3123 code for a protein of 1026 amino acids.
GAUGCUUACUGGGAGAGGCUGUACUUGGACCAGCCAGCCGGCAUGCCCCUGCUCUACGUCCACGCCCUGCAGGACGUCCCCGAGGAGGUGCCCAGCUUCCGCCUGGGCCAGCACCUCUACGGCGCCUACCGCACACGGCUGCAUGAGAACGACUGGGUCCGUAUCCAGGAGGACACGGGGCUUCUCUACCUUAACCGGAGCCUGGACCACAGCUCCUGGGAGAAGCUCAGCAUCCGCAACGGUGGCUUCCCGCUGCUCACCGUCUACCUCCAGGUCUUCCUGUCGCCAGCGUCCCUUCGUGAGAGCGAGUGCCAGUGGCCAGGCUGUGCCCGAGUGUACUUCUCCAUCAUCAAUGCCUCCUUCCCGGCUUGCGGUGCCCUCAAACCCCGGGACCUCUGCUUCCCGGAGAUGGGCCUGUCCUUCCGCAUUCGGGAGAACAGGCCUCCCGGCACCUUCCACCAAUUCCGCCUGCUGCCUGUGCAGUUCCUCUGCCCCAACGUCAGCGCAGCCUACAGGCUUCUGGGAGGUGAGAGUCUGCCCUUCCGCUGCGCUGUCGACAGCCUGGAGGUGAGCACGCGCUGGGCCCUGGACCGCGAGAAGCGGGAGAAGUAUGAGCUGGUGGCUACGUGCACGGUGCGCGUCGGCGCGCGUGAGGAGGAGGUGAUGGUGCCCUUCCCCGUGACCGUGUACGAUGAAGAUGACUCUGCGCCCAGCUUCCUCGGGGGCGUCGACACCACCAGCGCCGUAGUGGAGUUCAAGCGGAAGGAGGGCACUGUUGUGGCCACACUACGUGUCUUCGAUGCAGAUGUGGUGCCAGCAUCCGGGGAGCUCCUGAGACGGUACACAAGCACGCUGCUCUCUGGGGAUGCCUGGGCCCUCCAGACCUUCCGAGUAGAGCACUCGCCCAACGAGACCUUGGCCCAGGCCAACGGCAGCUUUGUGCGGGCAACCGUGCAUGACUACAGGCUGGUUCUCAACCGGAGCCUCCCCAUCUCGGAGAGCCGGGCCGUGCAGCUGGCCGUGCUGGUCAACGACUCGGACUUCCAGGGCCCGGGGGAGGGCGUCAUCCUUCUCCACUUCAACGUGUCCGUGCUGCCUGUCAGCCUGCGCCUGCCCAGCACCUACUCCUUUGCCGCGAGCAGGCGGGCCCGCCGCUUCGCCCAGAUUGGGAAAGUCUGUGUGGAAAACUGCCAGGAGUUCAGUGGCAUCCACGUGCAGUACAAGCUGCAGCUCUCCAGCGCCAACUGCAGCGCCCUGGGGAUGGUCACCUCGGCCGAGGACACCACGGGGACCCUGUUCGUGAACGACACGGAGGCCCUGCAGCGGCCCGAGUGUGCCCAACUCCAGUACACGGUGGUGGCCGUCGAACGGCCAACCCGCCGGCAAGCCCAGGCCCCAUUGCUCGUCACACUGGAGGGGACAUAUGUGGCAGAGGAGCCAGGCUGCCCCCUGUCCUGCGCGGUCAGCAAGAGGCGGCCCGAGUGUGAGGAAUGCGGCGGCCUGGGCUCUCCGACGGGCAGGUGCGAGUGGAGACAGGGAGACGGCAAAGGGAUCACCAGGAACUUCUCCACCUGCUCCCCCAGCAUCAAGACCUGCCCCGACGGCCACUGUGACGCCGUGGAAAGCAGAGAUGCCAACAUCUGCCCCCAGGACUGCCUCCGGGGCGGCAGCAUCAUUGGUGGGCACGAGCCUGGGGAGCGCCGGGGGAUUAAAGCCGGCUUCGGUAUCUGCAACUGCUUCCCGGAGGAGAAAAAGUGCUUCUGCGAGCCGGAAGACAGCCGAGGCCCGCUGUGCGACGAGCUUUGCCGCACGGUGAUCGCGGCAGCCGUGCUCCUCUCCUUCAUCGUGUCCGUGCUGCUGUCCACCUUCUGCAUCCACCGCUACCACAGGCACGCCCACAAGCCGCCCAUCGCCUCAGCUGAGAUGACCUUCCGCCGGCCUGCCCAGGCCUUUCCGGCCAGCUACUCCUCAUCUGGCGCCCGCCGGCCCUCUCUGGACUCCGUGGAGAACCAGGUCUCUGUGGAUGCCUUCAAGAUCCCGGAGGAUCCAAAGUGGGAAUUCCCUCGCAAGAACUUGGUUCUUGGAAAAACUCUGGGAGAAGGAGAAUUUGGAAAAGUGGUCAAGGCAACGGCCUUCCGGCUGAAAGGCAAAGCGGGGUACACGACUGUGGCUGUAAAGAUGCUGAAAGAGAACGCCUCAGCGAGCGAGCUGCGGGACCUGCUGUCAGAGUUCAACCUCCUGACGCAGGUCAGCCACCCGCAAGUCAUCAAGCUAUACGGGGCCUGCAGCCAGGACGGGCCGCUGCUCCUCAUUGUGGAGUAUGCCAAGUACGGCUCCCUGCGGGGCUUCCUCCGAGAGAGCCGCAAGGCGGGGCCUGGCUACGUGGGCAGCAGAGACAGCCGCAACUCCAGCUACCUGGACAACCCGGAGGAGCGGGCCCUGACCAUGGGCGACCUCAUCUCCUUCGCCUGGCAGAUCUCGCGGGGGAUGCAGUACCUGGCCGAGAUGAAGCUCGUCCACCGGGACUUGGCAGCCAGAAACGUCCUGGUGGCCGAGGGGCGCAGGAUGAAGAUCUCGGAUUUUGGUCUGUCCCGAGAUGUGUAUGAAGAGGAUUCCUACGUGAAGAGAAGCAAGGGUCGGAUCCCAGUCAAGUGGAUGGCCAUCGAGUCCCUCUUUGAUCACAUCUACACCACCCAGAGUGACGUGUGGUCCUUCGGUGUCCUGCUGUGGGAGAUUGUGACCCUGGGGGGCAACCCCUACCCUGGGAUUCCUCCAGAGCGGCUCUUCAACCUUCUGAAAACAGGCUACCGGAUGGAGAGGCCAGACAACUGCAGUGAGGAGAUGUACAGUCUGAUGCUGCAGUGCUGGAAGGAGGAGCCAGACAAGAGGCCAGUGUUCGCUGACAUCAGCAAAGACCUGGAUAAGAUGAUGGUUAAGAGCAGAGACUACUUGGACCUGGCCGCGUCCACCCCAUCUGAUUCCCUGCUGUACGACGACGGCCUGUCGGAGGAGGAGAUGCCCCUGGUGGACUGUAAUAGCGCUCCCCUCCCUCGAACCCUCCCCUCCACGUGGAUUGAAAACAAACUCUAUGGUAGAAUUUCACAUGCAUUUACUAGAUUCUAGCCACGUUGUUCCUCUCUGCACUGUCCUUACUCUCUGUAAUGCUUUUUAAGAGCGUUUCUGGUCUGAAUGAAGCCAAAGUCUGCUCUGAACC